UUGCUCUUCUUCCCCCUGUUCUAGUUCCCAUCCCCACCCCAUAACAAGAGGUCAGAUAAAAGAGCUAUCAGCCAGUUACCACAGACAUUCAUCUCAGACACGUUCAGAGCACUGGGAAAAGACCUGUCUUCUGCCAGAACUUAACCCAAAUACACAGAGACCACCAUGAAGUCCUGGGUUCUCCUGCUUCUCGUGUCCAUCUCUGACGUUGUGAUCAUUCUGCCUGUGCUGGGAGGCUUCAAGGAAUAUAUUCCCCUUGUAACAAAACUACCUGAGCAGUGCUGGGUGCAGCCUCCACCUAAGUAUUGUAAAAAGAGGUGCACUAUAAUCACCGCCUGUGUAGACUGGAAUUAUACAUGCUGCUGGACCUACUGUGGAAACAUCUGCUUGCAUAAUGGAGAGCCCUUCACAUCAAUACUAGACUACGGGCCUCCUCCAGAUCUAUGGUAGACUACCACCAGUGUGGGCUGGAGGAUGACCACGUGGUCUAAGAAGACUGCUGCCUGGUUCCCUGUUGGAACACCCACUUGCCCCAGCUGAAGACCUCUCUGCUCUUUCUUUGGCCUCUUUACCCUAAGAAGGCUCUAGUUUUUGCCAAAUAAAUGCAUACACCAA
Messenger RNA from Lemur catta (Ring-tailed lemur), 615 nucleotides. RefSeq names its product WAP four-disulfide core domain 9 (gene WFDC9). The record is from RefSeq and is a predicted model, not a curated record. Bases 166 to 450 code for a protein of 94 amino acids. The transcript has 4 exons. NCBI's taxonomy places the organism in Eukaryota, Metazoa, Chordata, Mammalia, Primates, Lemuridae.